AUGCGUCUGGCGUCUACCUCCUGGGCAUUGGAGCACGGCAGCACAAGUCUACAGCCCGAGCAGAAACAGUGCAAUAAGAAUCAAUUGUUCGGUGGCACCAUCCACUCUCAUCCGACCUAUUUGCGUAUCAAUUGCCAAUCCCGGCUCACCGUCGCUGCUGCAGACCUUCCUGCAAGUGGGGAAUGCUGCCACCCGACCCUCACCACGCAUCUAUCUUCAAUGCUGGCCCACCGCGGCAUGAUGGAGUCCGACGACGUGGCCCAAUGGGCAGCCAUUGUUAUUGAGUUCCUCCCCAGGCCCAAUUCCUACCCGCUCUCGCCCUGUCUGACCGGGUGGUGGGCGACGAACUAUUACACGCUGCCUCGCAAUGACCACACAGAAAGCAAGCUUAUCCUUCUUUCCCUUUUCGUCUUCGAAUACAUGAGCUCCGGCUCGGCGUUGCCCUCUGCAAUCUCCUAUUACUCUGCUGUCCCAGAGAAGGACUUCCCUUGCCUCGAGGCCGACGGCUAG
Molecule: messenger RNA, 510 nt
Organism: Penicillium lagena
Lineage: Eukaryota; Fungi; Ascomycota; Eurotiomycetes; Eurotiales; Aspergillaceae
Exons: 2
Coding region: 1-510 (169 amino acids)
Source: RefSeq, a predicted model, not a curated record